Molecule: messenger RNA, 3592 nt
Organism: Procambarus clarkii (red swamp crayfish)
Lineage: Eukaryota; Metazoa; Arthropoda; Malacostraca; Decapoda; Cambaridae
Source: RefSeq, a predicted model, not a curated record
UGGAGCUGAUGGUGGACCUGUGCUCGGGCGCCAGCAUCGAAGACCCGCAUGCGGCCACCCUCGAUCUCCCAACCCAGCCGUCUCCGCCCGAAGCCCACACCUGUCGCUCGGUCUCCACCCUCCCCGGAGCGGCCCGGGUCCUCAACACAGGUGGGCCGCUGCAGGUAGGCGGAGUGGCCCACCUACACAACCACCCGUCACCCCUACACCCGCCACACCUGCACGGUUGUAUCAGGAACCUCAGAGUCAACGGUGAGCUGGUUGAUCUUGGAGGAGGAGUGCUUAGUCAGGGCAGCGCCCCUGGGUGUUUGGAGGCUGAUUGUACCUCCAGUGGCCUCCACUGUGGCCUCCAUGGUAGGUGCCAUGGGUCGCCGGGGUCGUUACGGUGUGAGUGCCAACUAGGGUGGGCGGGGGCAGGGUGUGGCACGCCCACCACGCCCACAACCUUCCUCCUCAACAGUUACGUCAAGCUGGCUCUCUCUUUCACCCCUCUGGCCUACACCACCGCCGUCUCCCUCAGAGUGCGGACGCGGAGGAGGAGCGGCCAGCUGGUGAUGCUGUCGUCCCAACAUGGACGGGACAGCUGGUCCCUGCAGCUGGUGGAGGGCCGCGUGUGUGUCAUUCUCAAGCAGCUGGUCCAGACUCAACCAGCUGCGGCCUCUACCCAGCUGUGCCUCUCCAAAGCCUCCCUCACCGACGGUCGCUGGCACUCUCUCACCGCUGUCAGGUACGGCACCGCGACUCUCCUGACGGCGGACGACGGAGACGAGGAGCUGUACAACGCCUCCUUGGUGCUGGGUGGUGGUCGGCUCCUGCAGGUGGACAAGCAGGAAGGUGUUCACGUCGGUGGCUCUCCGGAGUUUGUCGAUGUUAGCGUCUUCAGGGUCCACAGUGACUACUUCGAUGGAUGCAUCGACGAUCUCCGGAUCUCUGGGCGAAGGAUGCCGCUGCCUCCCGCAGUCAACAGCACGGCGUGGGGCCAAGCCAGCGUCUUCAAGGGCGUGGAACGAGGGUGUGGAGCGCCUUCAACCUGCACCAACGUCUCCUGCAGGGCUCCCUUCGCCUGCGUCGACACCUGGAGAUCCUACCAUUGUGGGUGCGGCGACGGCAGAGUCCUGGCGGACGAGGGGGACGCUUGUGAGGAACUGGACCAGUGUGUGUGGAGACCCUGCCUCAGUGGUGGCACCUGCCUCAGUACCCACCCAGGGUACGUGUGCGCCUGUCCCGGGGGGUACAGUGGGCAGCACUGCCAUCUGGCGGACCCUGCUGCCACCUCACUCAAAUUGCCUGUAGGCCUACUCGUUACCCUGGUUGUCUUCUGCACCUUUCUCUUUCUGUUGAUUUGCGCCUUCCUGCUGCACCAGCACCGUCGAGCGGGGCCCCGCAAGGGUGCGGCGUCCUGCGACAAGACCACCACCACUACCACCACUGUAAGCUGUGAGAAGCAGGUGGCGUCGCCGGUCUGUGAACACACGCCCAACCUGUUGCAACUGCAGCUGCUGAAGCCUCCAGGAGCCAAUGGCCAGCUGCCCUGGACCAAGAAUCCCAACAUUGCAGAUGUAGAUGUCCUGCGGGUGGAGGUGUCGUCACCCCCCUGCAGCAGUAGCAGCAGCGGCAGCAGCAUAAUGCAGGAGCAGGGCAAGGAUCACCACCACCAUCAUCAUCACCACCACUAUCACCACCAUCACCACCAGAGAGGUGUUCCGAAUACACCUCCCUCUUCACCAUAGCAGCAUCACCACCAUCAGCAGCGGGGCGUCUUGAACACCUCUCCAUUAUCCCCACACGAGCAAGGUGCCAGCCACAACAACGAACUGAGACGCGAUGGUGCCAGUAGAGGAGUCUUGAGCGGAGCUGAGCAAUACCUGCAGUCCUGACACGCUAUUGGCCCAGGCUUUGAGCAAACGGAGGCGUUCCACAGGGCGGAAUCCUGACACGCUAUUGGUCCAGGCUGUGACCAGUCAGGGGGGCACUCCACAGGGUGGGGGUUCUGAUAUGCUAUUGGUCCAGGCUUCGACCAAUCAGAGGGCCCUAAAGAGAGUCCCCUCGACCACGUCCAAAAAUGCGUUUGAUCCAGUAACCAAAAUUCACGUCCUGGAGACGUCCCUCAGCCAAUCAGUGAUGAAUCGGUUGACUGUUAGUAGUCCCUCAGCCAAUCAGUGAUGAAUCGGUUGACUCUUAGUAGUCCCUCAGCCAAUCAGUGAUUAUUAGCAAAAUACUUGUAUCUUAAGCUAUAUUGGCUAAUCAACAGUGAAUCAAAAUGACUACCUCCAUUUUCAUCUAGUCACUCGGAACUGAAUGUUCAUUCUCCCAAUCUAAACGACCAAAUGUUCACGAAGUUUGUAAGUGAAGAGUCCCUGUGAUGCUGUAAUUGUCGUUUUGUUUUUCAAGUGAUCAUUUACCCUUGCAAUUAAGGGAACGUUAAACUUUACAGUUAAGUUUACUAAAGGUAAACAGGUAAAGGUAAAAGUUUACUGAAGGUAAACUAACCCCAGUUGAUAUUUUUCUUAGAAAAAUAUUAUAAAUGAUACUUCAUUUAUUUUGAAAGAUACUCCUUUCUGGUAAUCAGUUAUUGUAUAUCCAUAUAUUUUUUACCGGCUCUUGAACAUACACACAGAAUAUGUAUUUCCUGCUAACACUUAGUGUAUACGAGUUUUGUAUAGUUUAAUUACAUGAAAAGUAAUGAAACAAAAUCCUCAGAGAACAUGCUUGAAGCAGUGUAGUGAUUGAACCAGCUGUCCUGAGUCACUCCAAACAUGCAUCUUACCUCUAGGUGCAUGUCUGGGGGCGAACCUGGACGCUGGUUCGAAUCCCUAUAAACAUGUGUCCGGGGUGACCCACGAUGCGGGUUCGAUUCCCUACACUGUUCCAGUGAUUUUCUCGUAGAUAUAUAUCGCUAGUGUGAUUUCCUAUAUACAGUAUUCUAUAUAGGAUCCAAAAAAUCCUAUAUAUUUUUCCCAGUGUUUUUGAUAUACUGUAACUAAUACAGUUGAUUAAUACAUUCAUUCAACUAAAGAUGCUGCAUUCAUCAAUGGAAAUGUUAUUGAAACAUUAUUGCACAAAAUUUGUUGAUGAUUUUAGAGGUUUAGGAAAUUGUAUCUUUAUGUAUAUAUGUAUGUAUACAUGUAUGAAUGGUUGUAGUUAUUUCAGCUGAAGGAAAAGUGGGUUUGCUAUCGUGCUUCGUUUGGUCAGCGGCGUAUAGUAGUAGACAGCUCAUCCAGCACGGUAACCAAAAAAAAAGAAAAGCUGUUGUAUUUUAGAUUUUUUUUUAAUUUUAGAUUUUUUUGAAUUUUAGAUCAUUUUGAAUUUUAGAUUUUUUGUUGGUUAUCUACGUUGUGUUGGCACUGAGGAUAUCUUUUUUUUUCCAAAGGCUACUGUAAUGCUAUAAUUUAUAGAAACUCUUUGUAAAAUAUAGUACAGUAUUUUUUUACAAAUUAUAUCAUUGUUUUAUAAUUUCAUAAAAAGUUGAAUUAUUUGUCCUCGUCGGCUACAUAUUUUCUGUGAUCCUUCUAUUGUUUACCUGUUUGUAAAGAAACAUACUUGUGAUGCGUAUUGUGUAUAAUAUGUAAAUUAUUGAUCGGAAUAAAGACUA